AAAUUGUAAUUUAAUUCUUGUUGCAGAUACACUCGUAAAUUAUUUAGUAGCGGACUAAAAAAGGAUUUGGAGGAUAAUGAUCUCUUUGAAGUUAUUAACAGAUGUCGCUCGGAAAAUUGUACGGAUCGUUUGGAACAUGCAUAUGAAACGGAAUUUACGAAAAAGAAACCCUCUAUCCUAAGGGUUUUAUGGAAUUGUUAUGGACACACAUAUGUGUUUUUAGGACUUAUUCACUUAACGUGGAACUUAAUUUCAAGCGCUUUGGAGCCAGACGCUAUUUCUCAGCUGGUAGCAUAUUUUAAACCAGGACAAACUAAAAUGACUAUAAACGAUGCCUUUUACUACGCUGGUGUUUUAAUUGGUUUGAAAUUAUUACAUACAUUAUAUCAUCCAAAUUAUCAAAUAUAUCUGAUUCAAUUGGCUAUUCAAAUAAGGACUUCAUUUUCCUCUUUAAUAUACAGAAAAGCCCUUAAACUUAGUCCGAAGACUUUAGAAAAUACAAGCUUAGGAAAUAUCGUAACACUUAUAACCAAAGAUGUGUCCCUCUUUGAGGGUGCCGUUGGGACAUUUAAUGAAAUUUGGGUUGGUACAAUCCAAACGUUUUAUGUCUGCUAUUUAAUAUAUAGCAGAAUUGGAUAUACUUCAGCAGUUGGUGUAUUAAUUUUAUCUUCUGCAGUACCCAUUCAGUUUUAUGUGGCUACACUAAUAAAAAAGCUCCGAGCGAAGAUGAAUAAAAGGACUGAUACUAGAUUACAAGAAACACAAGAAGCACUCUCUACUAUUAAAAUUAUUAAAAUGUACACAUGGCAAAAGAUAUUUGCUGACCGUAUUGGUGAAACUAGGAGCAAAGAAGUUAAAACAUUACUGAAAAAAGCUCUUACCAGGUUGUGUCUAAUGGUAUGCAGUGACUUUAUGGGAAAAUUGGGAUUCUAUGCUUUAGUAAUGUUAUAUAUUUAUUUAAAUACAACACUUAAUCCAGAAACAAUAUUUUACAUCAUGAGAUCUUAUGCGACAUUACGACACUCUGUGUCUAUAAUGUUUACAUUUGGCUUUACUGUUGUAGCAGAACUUUUUGCUUCUAUUGAAAGAAUCAACAAUAUAUUACAGCUAGAAGAACUUCCUGAUCAUAUAGACAAACCAGAUGAUCAACCCCAAAUAGAUAUCAGAGAAGCCACUCUUAGUAUGAAAUAUAAGGACAUCCUGAAAAAUAUAAGCUUAAAGAUCGAUGCUGGUUUAAACGUCGUUACUGGUCAGCUUGGAUCUGGUAAAAGCUCUUUAAUUAAAAUGAUAUUAAGAGAUUAUCCAGCUGAUUCUGGAGAAAUAAGAACAAGAGGAUUGAUGAGUUAUGCUUCUCAAGAUCCAUGGCUGUUUCCUGGUACAAUUAAACAAAACAUUUUAUUUGGAGAGCACUAUAAUUAUGAACGAUAUAAAAAAGUUAUUGAAAUAUGCGCUCUAAGCUAUGACUUGAGUAUCCUAGAAAAUAGUGACGAUACAGUAGUAGCCGACAGAGGAAUGAAUCUAAGUAAAGGACAGCAAGCUCGAAUAAACUUAGCUAGAGCUAUCUACAAAGAGAGCGAUAUUUAUCUAAUAGAUGAUUCACUGACCGCUCUGGACCCAAAAGUUCAAAAUCAUAUUUUUAGAGAAUGUAUCCAAGGUUUUCUUAAGAAUAAAUUAGUUAUGCUUGUUACACAUAAUCCUAAACAUAUUUCAGAAGCAGAUAUAGUUAUUAUUCUAGAAGAGGGAGGGAUUAAAUAUGCUGGAAAAAAACAGGAAGUCUCUGACAAGCUCCUGGCAGCUAUAGAAGAAGAAAUAACGGAAAAACAAAAAGAACCGACGACUGAAGAUCAAUCAAAAGAGGAGGAAGCUACUGAAACUUCAAAAUUACUUCCAGAUACUCUUACAGACAAACAAAUUUACCACGAAAAUAAAAAAUCUGGCACUGUGGCACGUGAAAUUUACUCCAAGUAUGUCAAAUAUGGUGGUGGAUAUUUCUUCCUUAUUUUAUUGAUUCUUGUCUACGCUGCUGCAACAUUUAGUGAAGGUAGUUCACAAAUUAUGCUGACAAACUGGUAA
Messenger RNA from Diabrotica balteata, 2073 nucleotides. Lineage: Eukaryota; Metazoa; Arthropoda; Insecta; Coleoptera; Chrysomelidae. The record is from the annotation of a GenBank genome assembly.